Fibroporia radiculosa is the source of this 843-nucleotide messenger RNA. RefSeq lists its product as uncharacterized. The record is from RefSeq and is a predicted model, not a curated record. The transcript has 6 exons. NCBI's taxonomy places the organism in Eukaryota, Fungi, Basidiomycota, Agaricomycetes, Polyporales, Fibroporiaceae. Bases 1 to 843 code for a protein of 280 amino acids. Gene Ontology annotation, molecular function: nickel cation binding; GTPase activity.
AUGAAGAACGAAACGGUCCAGUUCAUCAACAACCUCUCGGCCUCUGUUGCGAGCCAGCCCUCGCUCGCACACACGCACGACGCAGGAGGCGCUUCGCAUUCUCAUGCUCCUGGCGAACAUGGGCACACACACGAGCACAUGGACCAUCCAGGAAAGUACGCAGAAAGGGAUCUGCCAGACUACGUUGCCCGGAACUUUCACGAGCGCGGGUUCACGGUCGGGAUUGGGGGCCCUGUCGGAUCCGGCAAGACCGCGCUCACACUGGCGCUGUGCACGCGUCUGCGGACGGAGUACAACAUCGCGACGGUCACGAACGACAUCUUCACGCGCGAGGACCAGGAGUUCCUGAUCAAGCACAAGGCGCUGCCCCCCGCCCGCAUCCUCGCGAUCGAGACAGGCGGGUGCCCGCACGCGGCGAUCCGCGAGGAUAUCAGCGCAAACAUGGGCGCGCUGGAGACGCUCCAGGCAAAGUUCGGCUGCCAGCUCCUCUUCGUCGAGAGCGGCGGCGACAACCUCGCGGCCAAUUACUCGCGCGAGCUUGCCGACUACAUCAUCUACGUCAUCGACGUCUCCGGCGGCGACAAGAUCCCGCGCAAGGGCGGGCCGGGCAUCUCCCAGUCUGAUCUCCUCGUCGUUAACAAGAUCGACCUCGCGCCGUUCGUCAACGCGUCCCUCGAGGUGAUGGACCGCGACGCGAAGCUGAUGCGCGGCGACGGGCCCACGCUCUUCACCAGCAUCAAGGAGGGCACCGGCGUCGACGACGUCGUCGCCCUCGUCCUGGCCGCCUGGCGCGCAGCGGGCUCCCCGGGCGUCCCCGGCGCGGUCGAGGUCGGCGGCGAGUGA